AAUUUGCAUCGUGCCCUCGAUUGAAUAAACACAAAGAGCGUCACACAAAGUGUUAACACUACAGCGAAGAAUUGAGGUUUUGUAUUAAACGCACUUCAUAACUUAAGCAUCAUGGGAGGGAUUAGAGUGUUGUGUUCAUCUUUGUGUAUUUUGAUGUCAUGCUGGGGCGUGUUUGGUUACCAAUGUUGCAAGAGUUACACGGACCUGAGCGGCACGUACCACUCCUCCAUGCUGUGCGAGGACUACUGCUGUAUGGACAUCGCCCUCCAGUAUAGGGUGUGCUGCAGCGAAUCCUGGCGCCAGGUCCCCUCCUCUCAACGUGACCAAGAGUCCUGCACGGAGAACUGGAUCGCCGAACACAUCUGGGUGCCGAUCGUGUCCGGGUUGGUGUUGCUGGGCCUGAUUGUGUUGUGCUGCUGCUGCUGUUGUGGCUGGUGCUGCUGUCGGAGGGAUCGCACCGUAAUUGUGCAAUCCCCGGGAGCCCCUCAAACGAGCGUUGUGAUGGCCAGCCAGACCAAUAUGAUGCACGCCGGAUAUAACCAGUAGAACCACUUCCGGUCAGAACACGCGAUAACCAUCUUCACAAGCGCCUUAUAUGAAGCAUUCCGACAAUUGGUUGGAUAGGAACAUGUACAUACUGAUAACAAUAAUUAUGUGUGUGAGGACUUGACAAUUUCGUAUUUCUUUGUGUUCUCGAUGUUGGCUUUGUAAGAACAGUUUUCUUAUCAGCUGGGACAUUUAGGUGAGGACAGUCAAGUUGUAACUUUAAUUGAUUCGUUCGUUUUUAUGGGGCUGUUAUCAUCUCAAUGUUAUCAUGGUUUGGUGUUUAAUGGAACGACAUCGUAAUAUUAACCUUACACAUUGCAUAUCAUCACAAUGUUUUCGUAUGACAAGGAAACUAGCCGUCCGUUUUACAAAGAAACUAGCCGUUCGUUUUACAAGGAAACUAGCCGUUCGUUUUACAAGGAAACUAGCCGUUCGUUUAUGACAAAGAAACUACCCUUUAAUGUGACAAAGAAACAAUCCUUCAGUGUAUUGUUGUUGUUUUUGUCGGCAGUUUACUUUUAUUAUUUUGCCUUUAAUAUGCUCCGCUGAAUAUUGUCCACUUAGAAAUUCUCACUGGAGGUUUUUCAAAGACUGCUUAUGGGUGCUUACGAAAAAAAUCAAUUGAAUAUCGUCACGGGUAGACGGAGUGUACUUUGUUUUUACCAACAAGCAUUGAUGUUAUUAUGCCAUUGUCUCUUAUUACUUAAAUAAUUAUCAACACUUAAGUAUCAUCUCAAUAAUACAUUAAUUUUGGAGAGUGUGUGCGCGUGUGUGUGCGAUGAAAUAAUCCUGUAUGUACGUGUAUGUCAUAAAUAUCAAGCGGCAAUAACUUUGCCUAACCCAUUACAAUGUAAACUAUCUGUAGUUACUUCUCUUAUGAAGUCAAUAAACCGUCUUGAAUA
Molecule: messenger RNA, 1448 nt
Organism: Mya arenaria
Lineage: Eukaryota; Metazoa; Mollusca; Bivalvia; Myida; Myidae
Exons: 4
Coding region: 112-546 (144 amino acids)
Source: RefSeq, a predicted model, not a curated record